AUGGGACAUGCCAUCAGUUGGAUAUCAGGUACUAGCGCCGACGCGAACGAAGCCAUUUUGCGCGACGUUGUAACUGAGGACGGGUUUUGUCUUGGCAUGAAAAAGGCCACAUUCUCAACUCUGGCACCUGGCCUGUCCCUCGAUUCCAUGAACAGGCUGGCCAUUUCCGCAUUUACCAACGGCAUGGAUUCAUUAGCAGAGGGACAAUCGCAACCUGUGUCUUUUUAUGCAUGGGUUCGUUCUCAAAUCGUCAUCGCGACGACAGAUGCCAUCUAUGGCGACCACAACCCGUUCCGGGACUAUAGAGUUGAGAAUGCUUGGAGCCUUUACAAGCCUGGAAUCCCUAACCUUGGUCCGAAGGCGCUCCCUUCCUUCCUCACCUCAAAAUCGGUUCAGGCCCGGGAGUACGUCGUCCAGGCUUUUGUAAAAUUCUUCCAAGCCGGAUAUCACGAACAAGGAUCAAACCUGCUUCGAGAUCGGUACAGAUACAUUGUGGAGACGCAUCAAAUCCGGGACCUUUCCGACCUAGCAAGGUUGGAACUUACCGGCGCUUUUGCCAGCAUCGAGAAUACUGUACCGACAGCUUUCUGGUUCUUUGCUGUCCACGUGGACAAAGACACCUGGGGCCUCAAUGCGGACCGAUUCAACCAUACCCGCUUCGUCCACAAGUCACAUGACUUCGCCGGCAAAGGUAGUAAGCGGAUUGGGUUCCGUGGAUUUGGCGGUGGAUAUCAUUUAUGCCCUGGCCGACACUUUUCUAGCACGGAAAUGCUAAGUCUCGCUGCCAUGCUUGUUCUGAGGUUCGACAUAACACCUGUCCAUGGGACCUGGGAGUCACUGGGGAAACACAAGACAUCAUUCACAGGGACUGCAGCACCAGUUCCGGUCAAAGACUUUCCUGUUAUAUUUGACCGAAGAGAUAACAAGAAGUGGACAUUCUCCGUGUCGGGCACCGGGGUCGAGAUGGAGUUGCUAGCCGAAUGA
This is a messenger RNA of Diaporthe citri, 984 nucleotides long. RefSeq lists its product as uncharacterized. The coding region runs from base 1 to 984 and encodes 327 amino acids. The record is from RefSeq and is a predicted model, not a curated record. Lineage: Eukaryota; Fungi; Ascomycota; Sordariomycetes; Diaporthales; Diaporthaceae. The transcript is spliced from 3 exons. Gene Ontology annotation, molecular function: iron ion binding; monooxygenase activity; heme binding.